This is a messenger RNA of Pocillopora meandrina, 2808 nucleotides long. Lineage: Eukaryota; Metazoa; Cnidaria; Anthozoa; Scleractinia; Pocilloporidae. The record is from the annotation of a GenBank genome assembly.
UUUGUAGGAUUUUGGCGAGAUUGUUCACGUCUUGAUAUGGCGAAGUCAAAGAAUCACACCAACCACAAUCAAGGUGAGUAUUUAACCAGUGUAACUUGUGUUUCAGUUUAUUUCAGCGAGUUGAAGUCUUAAUGGCAUAUUUAUUUCAAUUUGAUACACUUUGUUUGCUCUUUUAGGCCACAAAUGGCACAGAAAUGGAAUCAAAAAGCCCAAGAAGCAGCGAUUUCCAUCUUUGAAAGGGGUACGUUUACCGAUGAUUUUAAGUUGUUAUUCUACAGAAUGAAAUAGUUUUACCUCUUUUUAAAUACCUCUUUUUAAUGUUAGUUUGUGCACGGUUAUAGCGCAAACUUCGAGUCCUGUAAAAGCUGUCGUUAUUAGCGGAAAGUAGAACCCAUAAUUAUGUGACUCCAAAUUUGCGUUACAUUGCGUGACCCAGUAAAUACAGAAAUCGUACGUAUGUACCCCUUUUUAUGUGCAAUUAUUUACCUCGAUCGAUACUUGAGUUCGAUGGUCUUAAACGAAGAUGUGUGUUGAAAAUUUUGAUUUUAGUGAUGAAUGUAGAAGGAUAGGUAGAGUGCUUAUGAUCUAAAGUAACUUGUGGACACGAGUGCUGUAUUUUCGAAAUAUAUAGCAUCAAGGACUUCCUGUCAAUUUCCUGGUGUUGAAAAGUUGGUGGUCAUUUAUGCUGGUGAAUUACAAUUAUAACAAGGAAAUAUAAUUGUUUGUCUUAUGGUGUAGUCACUUCCAAUCUGAUAUGCAAACUUUUGAUAGCAUACUGCAGUUUGAUUAAGACAAGAAGCCUUACUGGUUACAUGAAACCUCAAGGAACAGCCUAACUUGAAAGCUUGUAUUGGCUCUGCAGGGCAAUCCUUGACCCAUACAAACUUUACAUUCUCUGUGAUUUAAGUUAUAAAGAUAUCACUUUGAAUAAAAGGCACUUGCACCUACAAAAUUGGCUGUGACUACUCCACAAAAGGAAUUUGUAAAGAAAUGUCAUGAGAGGAACAGUGUAAAGUGACUAAGGAAUAUUCUCCGUGAUUGGGCUAUUGAAAUUGAACUGGAGAAUUCUGUGCAGUGAUGGAAUAAUUUUAUGACCUUUGAGAAGUAAUGAACAUCCUGUACCUAGAGUGCACCAUAUUUGACUUGCUCAUUCGUAAACAGCAUUGUGUUUGUGUGAAAAGAAUUUGGAUAGAAAUGUAGAUGUAACUGCAUGGACAAUUAAAUAUGGAAAAUAUGACCUACACUACUCAAUCCUUUCACUCCCAAGAUUGCACCAGUAAUUCUCCUCACUGUCUGCCUUAAAAUUCGGAGAAUGUUAGUUUGGAGAAUUUUGCAUUGGAUCAACAAAUAAUCCUCCAAUUUACAUUUUUCUUUAAUCUCAUCACUUGGUCACUCAUGGGAGUUGCAGGGUUAAUGAAUCUCUAGAGCUAACCACUGCUUAACCCUUGAAAUCCCAAGAUCUGAGUGUUAUUUCUCCCUUUUAGCUGCAACACAUUUCCUUGUAAAUUGGUUUUGAGAAUUUGAUGUUAGAUCAGGAUAACAACUUAUACCUGAAAUGUUUGAGUACUCAUGCUGGUUUGCUGAAUAAUGUGAAAUUAUUAUAGGAAGAAGUUUUAUGUUUAUUAUUUCUGGGAGGGAAGGGGUUAAGGUACAUUCCCACCAAAUACUAAGGGUUAUUUAAGAUUUCUCUAUGAAGGCACUUGUCUGACUUGACUUGUACACGCUCAUUGAAAUGUGCAAUCAGAUGGCUGAGUUCUUCUUUCCCAAAAUUGUUAUAAUAAAUCAGUCCCCUCAAACAGUUUUAAUAAUGUUGUGCUUUCAGCUAUAGAAUUGUAUUCAUGUUUCUGUGUUUGUAAUUAUGAGUGAGCUAUAAAUAUGUCACUUAAUGGAUUUAUAAUGUUCGGUCUGCAAUGAUAUGAGUGAUUGACAAAAUCAGACAACUGCGAAGUGGGAGUCGGAUUUGUUUAUCAUGAGUAUGAUUACACACAGAAUUGGAUGACAACAAAAUCCUGUUACCAAUAAAUCAUAACCAUUGCAAUUUCCAAAAGAACAAAUACACUUAGAGCAAAUAUCCCCUGUGGCUACAAUUUUGAAAAUUGCCUAGUUUUUCUUUGGAUAAGUGGUUGUUGCUAUGGUUAUUGUGAUCAAUUCUGUGAUUAGUGGAUUUAGCUGAGAGGACAGAUUACACUGUCCAAUUACAACUGUAAUGAAUGAGUGAAAAAUGAAGCUGGGAAGACACCAAUAAGAAUUGAAGAAUUUGUAAUGGUUAUGAUUAAACUUGAAAUCUUCACUCACUGAUGUAGGUGUCAAGACAAUCUGAGCUAAACAACUACUAACAGUCCACACAAACACUUUUGAAAUUCUGUGCUCUCAGCUAUAAAUUAUUUCGUCAUUUUAUAUUACAUGUAAUUAUGAGUAGUGGUGAAUGCUCCCCUGAAUGGAUUUUACUCUAAAUUUUCACUUGCUAAUGCAUGCUCUGGAGCAAGAGUUAAUUAAGAGUAAAUUUUACCAUCGAACUUGAUAUUUUCAGACAUAGAGACUCUCUGGAAAUAUAAUUGUUCAUUACCCAUAUAAUUCUCUGACAAAUAGUUUUUGAGGUUGUGUUCUUAGUCAUACAAAUAAUUUACCUGUUUGGUGGGCAAAGCAUGACCAUGAUUAAUUUCUUUUCUUGUCAUCCUAGAGGCUAACUUUUGUUGUUCAUAUUUGCUUUUUGUUUUUAAGGUUGACCCGAAACUCCUGAGAAACUUGCGUUUUGCUAAGAAGCAUAACAAGCGCCAAGGUGGAAAAGCUGUGAAUAUGGAAUCUUAA